Messenger RNA from Stegodyphus dumicola, 2808 nucleotides. RefSeq lists its product as uncharacterized. Gene Ontology annotation, molecular function: zinc ion binding. The record is from RefSeq and is a predicted model, not a curated record. NCBI's taxonomy places the organism in Eukaryota, Metazoa, Arthropoda, Arachnida, Araneae, Eresidae.
ACUUUUAUUCAUGGCUAUCGGAUGAAGAAAGAAAAACAAAGACUCAUUUUGUGGUAGAUUCAUCUGGGCAGAAACAGAAACAUAAAAAUUACACCAGGACGCUGUUUUGCUGUAAUAGAAGUGGGACAUACAAAGCAAAAGGCAAAGGUGAAAGACAGCUAAAAGCACAAGGGACUUCCAAAACAGGUUUCUCUUGCACAGCUACUGUCAUACUAAAAGAUUUUGGCAAUCGUUUUGAAGCUGUAUAUUUUAAAGAACAUUACAAGCAUGAAAAAUCCCUUUGUCAUCUCCCUAUUCCUAAACAAGAAAAGCAAAGUAUAGCAGGUAAAUUAUUGCAGGGGGUGGAAGAGAAACGAAUUUUGCAAGAUGCAAGAUUCUCUUCGAGAGAUGAUAUUGAAACAAAACAGUUAAUAACGAGAAAAGACCUGCAUAACAUUAAGAGGGAUUUUGGUCUGAGCAUUAAUUCUAAAGGAUUAAUUUUAACAGAUGAUGAGACAAGUGUUUGGUCCUGGGUUAAUACGAUGUCGCAAAUGGAAUUCAACCCCGUUCUGAUGUAUAAACGUCAAGGAGAAAAAUAUGCAAAUGUAAACGAAAAUGAUUUCAUGUUAGCAAUAAUGACAGAAUUUCAAAAAAAAAAAAAAAUGUUGAUAGAAUUUGGUAAUGAUAGAAUCUGUAUUGAUUCUACACAUGGAAUUUCUGCUUAUGGAUUUGAACUUGUAACAUUGCUUGUCGUUGAUAAGUAUGAAGAGGGCAUACCAGUUGCUUUCUUAAUAUCAUCAACAGUAUCAGAAAAAAUUUUGGUAAACUUUUUUAACUGCAUCAAAAAGAUCAUUGAUAUCAAGCCAAAGGUUUUCAUGAGCGAUGAUGCUCCCAUGUUCUAUAAUGCAUGGGAGCAUACAUUUGGUUCUUGCCAAAAAUUAUUAUGUGCUUGGCAUGUGGACAGAGCAUGGAAAGGUCAUUUGAAUUCUGUGCCAAAACAUAAAAGACAAGCAGUGUACAAAACUUUAAAAACUUUAAUGUAUGAAUUAGAUGAAGAAAUGUUCAACAAAAUGUUAGAAACAUUUUCUGAGCAACUAUGUGAAGAUGAAGACACGCGAGAAUUCCAUAAAUAUUUUAUGACAUACUAUUUUGAAAGAGCCAAAAUGUGGGCAUACUGUUUCAGAAAAGGGGCUAAAAUCAACACCAAUAUGUAUGUUGAAACAUUUCAUCGGAAAUUAAAAUAUAUUUAUUUAGAUGGGAAGAAAACCAAACGGGUUGAUAAAUGUAUCAUCGAGUUAAUUAAUCUUGUCAAUGAUCAAAAGUUUGACACUUACAUAAAAUAUCAGAAAGGAAAAAUAACAAAGAAGACAACAAAAACAUUUCAACGUCAUAAAGCUGCUGAGCUUUUAAAUGCUAACUGUGUAAAAAAAGAUGAUGUAUGGGAAGUUUCAUCAGAACUGGGAGAAAAUUCUUAUAAAAUUAUCAGAGAUCAUGUUUGUAAUGAUUUAUGCCUCAUAACUUGUAGACUUUGUUCAUGCUGUUUAAAAGCUUAUAAAUGUACAUGCCAUGAUUAUUCUAUUUUAAAUAAUAUGUGUAAACAUAUACAUUUUGUAAUCAUGUCUGAAAAAAAGACAGAACCUUAUAUAGGCCCUCUAAACAGAAUACCUACUAGGAAUAAUUAUGAAUCUUUAACAGUAAGUAAAACAUGCAUUAGUGAACUUAUUCAAUCUUCAUUUUCAAUUUCUGAAAAAUUAAACUGCAUUGAAAAUAUGGACAUUAAUCUUGCUACACAAAUAAAAAAGCAUUUAAAUGCAAUUGAACAUUUAUUAGAAGUUCCUUUGUUAGAUAAAGCACAUGCUUCAAUUUCAAAAGAACCAACAAAUAAAAAAAUUGUUCCCCAAAAGAGAUUUUAUUCAGUUAAAAAACGAAAAGUGUGUAAAAAAGUACAGUUUGGAAAUCCUUCAACAGCAGAAAAAAAAAAUAAUACCAAACCUAUUUUAUUAAAUCAAUUAAUUGUUAAUUCAGAUCCCAGCUAUGAUCAUUUGUAUUGCAGUGAAUUGAAUGCCAAAAGUUUAAAAGAAAAGUCACUAAAUAAUGUUUAAGAAAAUUAUGCUAUUUAAGUAUUUUUAAAAUUUGUGUAUUUAUAACAAAUUAUUUGAUUUUUAUGUAACUAAUCUGGAUGUCUCAUUUUAAUUUAAUUAUGUAUCUUAUUAUAAAUUUAAUAAAAUUGUUAUAACUGUUCUACUGUAUAUCUAAGCUAUGCAUUUAUCCUAUACUUAAUCUACGCAUACGUUAAAUCUAUUUAUAAAGUCAUGCUUUAUAAUAACUAUUCUACUGUAAAUGUGAAUUACACAUUUAUCAUAUACGUAAUCAUUGUCCAGUUAGGUGAUAGGAUUGCUGAUGUUUCUUUAAAUAAUGAGUCCAGAUAAGCAGGAUGGUAUGAACAAUUUAUUAGGAGAAUAGGCACAAUACUAUUACACACAGAACAAAAAUGGCUGAAAACAAAUCAAGGAGAAUAGGGAUAUUUAGCAAUUCACUUUUAGCUCAUGAAAUAAAUUCUAAAGUUUCCUAAAUCACUCUCUCAGGAUAAACACUAACUUGUAAUUCAGCUAACUGCAAAGUCUGGCACCUGAUUCACAAGCUCUCUUGUUCUCAGACCCAUAUUUAUACUCUGCAGGAUGUGUUAUGCAAGAUAAAUGCAAAGUUCGUUAUGACACGAAAACCUAUUUUCGAAGCCCUGUGACCAAUUCAUCCAGAAGUUUCUAGAGCCAUGCUGCAACAGGCAUCUCAAGAUAGAUAACGCAAAAUGCUUAUCUUUACUGUCAUUGA